Molecule: messenger RNA, 1507 nt
Organism: Cyprinus carpio (common carp)
Lineage: Eukaryota; Metazoa; Chordata; Actinopteri; Cypriniformes; Cyprinidae
Product: 26S proteasome non-ATPase regulatory subunit 2-like
Exons: 10
Coding region: 61-1317 (418 amino acids)
Biological process (GO): proteasome-mediated ubiquitin-dependent protein catabolic process
Cellular component (GO): proteasome storage granule; proteasome regulatory particle, base subcomplex; nucleus
Source: RefSeq, a predicted model, not a curated record
GACAGUCUCUCUCUCUCUGUUUCACAGCGAUUCUGCGCUGACGUGGUGUCUGUUCUGGCCAUGACCAUGAGCAGCGAGCGAGAGUGUCUGAAGUACCGUCUGCUGGGCUCCCAGGAGGAGCUGGCCUCGUGGGGACACGAAUACGUCCGGUACGUCCCGCCGAAGACACGGCGUCCCGUUCACUGGAACUACUGGAGAUCAUUUUCAGCCGAGUUCGGCAGCAGCGGCUCACGGGUGGACUCAGCUUCUUCUGUAAAUCAGGGAAAAUUCCUGCAGUGGACAAUAAGUGGAGAAGAGCGAGCAGGAGCUCUCAAAAAAAACGACACGUACGCUCGCUGGCUGCCCCUCGGCCUCGGUGAACUCAACCAUCUGGUUGACCGAGAGGAUGAACAUGUUGUGGAUCACGUGUUUCAUGAGAGAUUCGUCCUUGGAAAAGAGUGUGAGUUUUUGCGGCCUUACAUUUCCCAGUUUGUUUGUCACGGUAUGUGUUGGUUGUGUUUGUCAGCAGUCAGUGAGAUGAGACUCAUUCUGAUGAUGCUGCAGGGUGUGGCGGUGCUGGGUAUCGCUCUCAUUGCGAUGGGUGAGGAGAUCGGCUCAGAAAUGGCCCUGCGCACGUUUGGUCACCUGCUCCGUUACGGCGAGCCCACGUUAAGGAGGGCGGUGCCUUUAGCUCUCGCUCUGAUCUCCGUCUCGAACCCGAGGCUGAACAUCCUGGACACGCUCAGCAAGUUCUCCCACGACGCCGACCCCGAGGUGGCCCACAACGCCAUCUUCGCCAUGGGCAUGGUGGGCAGCGGCACUAAUAACGCGCGUCUGGCGGCGAUGCUCAGGCAGCUGGCGCAGUAUCACGCCAAAGACCCCAACAACCUGUUCAUGGUCCGCCUCGCUCAGGGUCUCACUCAUCUGGGGAAAGGCACGCUGACGCUCUGUCCGUAUCACAGUGACCGGCAGCUCAUGAGUCAGGUGGCUGUAGCCGGACUCCUCACGGUCCUCGUGUCCUUCCUGGACGUCAAGAACAUAAUCCUGGGGAAGUCUCACUAUGUUCUGUACGGGUUGGUGGCGGCGAUGCAGCCUCGCAUGCUGGUCACAUUCGACGAGGAGCUCCGACCGCUGCCGGUGUCUGUGAGAGUGGGACAGGUAUGUCAUCCUGGGCAGGCCGGGAAACCCAAAGCCAUCACAGGUUUCCAGACUCACACCACGCCGGUGCUGCUGGCUCACGGUGAGAGAGCGGAGCUGGCCACAGAGGAGUACAUCCCCGUCACACCCAUCCUGGAGGGCUUCGUCAUCCUGCGCAAGAACCCCAGCUACGACGCUUAGACGCUCCGACGCUCCGACCCACGCCUGUACAAUAUUUAAAGCACUCGUCCUCCCUUACCUUCCCUGCGCGAGACCGUUUCUUCAGUGUAACUGUGACAUUUCUUCAUCCUGCUAAAGUUUUUAUUGUUUUUGUUACUUAUUCUGUAAAAGGUUGAGAUAUAAAAAAUAAAAGAAUUGUUCAAAACAGUGA